AAGCGAGUACUCAAAGUGGUAGUCGCGAAGAUGAAAUUCGAUGACGAAGAAGAGAGCUCCUCACCUCCUAAGAAGAUGAAGCCUCACUCAUCACCUCGGCCGUCUCCGAUCCUGCAGUCACUCCAUCAGAAGUCGGCCAAUGGUGUGCCAGCGCCGGCACAGGAACAUCCAGAGGAUGACGUCCUCUCACCGAUAAUUCAGAUGAAAGUCCGCCCCAAGAUUGUCAUGGACUCUGCAAAGGAUUUAACGCGGUUUGACGCUCCCAGCCCCAAUGGUGCCACUGACGCGCGCGUCAUCAUCGUAUCAGAAACUAACACAACCGCAUGCGGGUCUAGCGAGCCCGUGCAGCAGGCACCUCGCCGCAGACACAACAGUGUGCGACAAGUGUCCGACACUCGGGACACCGACAAUGACGUCACCACACACGUCACACGGAGAGGCACUAACAAAGCUCGAGACACUAGCACCUCUCGCCGAGACACAAGCGCUUCUCGACGUGACACUAGUGCCUCUCGACGUGACACUAGUGCUUCUCGACGUGAUACAGACGAGAAUCGACGUGACAACAGUCGCAGCGUGACACCGGAGAGUGACAGCUGCGUGGAGAAACAGGAGGGACGCUCCAGAAGACCGAGGAAACAAGUCGUAUAUAGAGAAAAACCGCUCAAUAGAAAAUUACGAAGGUGAUCAUAAAUAGAGAUGUUUGCUGCGACAAUAUAUCCACACAUAUGCAUGUUGUAUGUUUGUAUGUCUAUAAAGUGAUUGUCAAAUAAUAUUAGAUAACAUAUAUUUACGUAAUAAUCAGUUACUAUGUUAAAUUAUUUUCAGUUGUUAAAUUAAUGAUUUGAUAAUUACAGUAACUGUUGAACAUUCCACAUCCCUCUAAUUGUCUUUGAAUAAAACAGAGACAAUAUAUUAAUACAAUAUUCUCUCCCCUUGUCUGUUAUAUACAA
Messenger RNA from Papilio machaon (common yellow swallowtail), 953 nucleotides. RefSeq lists its product as uncharacterized. Lineage: Eukaryota; Metazoa; Arthropoda; Insecta; Lepidoptera; Papilionidae. The record is from RefSeq and is a predicted model, not a curated record. The coding region runs from base 31 to 687 and encodes 218 amino acids. The transcript has 3 exons.